This is a messenger RNA of Melanotaenia boesemani (Boeseman's rainbowfish), 3006 nucleotides long. Its product is annotated as zgc:136908. Lineage: Eukaryota; Metazoa; Chordata; Actinopteri; Atheriniformes; Melanotaeniidae. Gene Ontology annotation, cellular component: cytosol; nucleus; VCP-NPL4-UFD1 AAA ATPase complex. The coding region runs from base 217 to 2655 and encodes 812 amino acids. Gene Ontology annotation, molecular function: ATP hydrolysis activity; ATP binding; polyubiquitin modification-dependent protein binding. Gene Ontology annotation, biological process: mitotic spindle disassembly; retrograde protein transport, ER to cytosol; autophagosome maturation. The transcript is spliced from 18 exons. The record is from RefSeq and is a predicted model, not a curated record.
GAUAGCUGAAGACAAGUGAGGAAGAAGAAAACAUUGAGACUGGUGGGAACUUCUGGGCCUCUGAAGAACAAGACCUUACCGGUGCUGAACAGAUCACAUUUAUUCUGAAAGCUUUUAAAGAUACCAGCUCAGCUCCUGAAUAUUUCUGCAGCAAACACUUGAAGACGGUUAAAAAUUGCGGUUAUCUAAACUCUGAAGAGACAAAAGAGAGCAGACAUGCCAGGUUCAGGAGGAACAGAUCCAAAGGGAGAAGAUUUCUCCACUGCCAUCCUAAAGCAGAAACACAGACCAAACAGACUCAUCGUGGAUGAAGCUCUCAGUGAAGAUAGCAGCAUUGUCAGCCUCUCACAGAAUAAGACAGAGGAGUUGCAACUCUUUCGAGGGGACACAGUGGUAUUGAGGGGACGAAAGCGGCGGCAAACUGUGUGUAUCGUCCUGACAGAUGAAACCUGUGGGGAUGAACGGAUUCGGAUGAACCGAGUGACGCGCAACAACCUGCGUGUUCGGCUUGGUGAUGUCAUCAGUAUCCACGCAUGCCCUGACAUCAAGUAUGGAAAAAAGAUCCAUGUCCUUCCUAUUGAUGACACCAUUGAGGGCCUAACAGGGAACCUCUUUGAGGUUUUCCUCAAGCCAUACUUCCUGGAAGCUUACCGACCAGUACACAAAGAUGACAUCUUCCUGGUGAGGGGGAGCAUGAGGGCGGUGGAGUUCAAGGUGGUGGAGACAGACCCCAGUCCUCACUGCAUUGUUGCCCCAGAUACUGUCAUCUACUGUGAGGGACAGCCAAUCAAAAGAGAGGAUGAAGAGGAGAGUCUAAAUGACAUUGGUUAUGAUGACAUCGGAGGCUGUCGGAAGCAGCUAGCACAGAUCAAAGAGAUGGUAGAGCUUCCUCUAAGACAUCCAGGACUCUUCAAAGCCAUAGGAGUGAAGCCCCCCAGAGGUAUCCUUCUAUAUGGCCCUGCAGGUACAGGGAAGACCCUGGUGGCCCGAGCUGUAGCCAAUGAAACCGGUGCCUUCUUCUUCCUCAUCAAUGGUCCAGAAAUCAUGAGUAAGCUAGCAGGAGAGUCAGAAAGCAACCUCAGAAAGGCGUUUGAGGAAGCAGAGAACAACGCUCCAGCCAUCAUCUUCAUCGACGAACUGGAUGCCAUUGCUCCCAAGCGAGAGAAGACUCAUGGUGAGGUGGAGAGGCGUAUAGUGUCACAGCUUCUGACCCUGAUGGAUGGUUUAAAGCAAAGAGCUCAUGUGGUUGUCAUGGCAGCGACAAACCGACCAAACAGCAUUGACCCCGCUCUGAGACGCUUUGGCAGGUUUGACCGUGAGAUUGACAUUGGAAUCCCGGAUUCGACUGGUAGACUGGAGAUCCUGCAGAUUCACACUAAAAACAUGAAACUGGGUGAUGACGUCGACCUAGAGAGGAUUGCUGCAGAGACCCAUGGCCAUGUUGGCGCUGACCUGGCUGCUUUGUGCUCAGAAGCUGCUCUGCAGGCCAUCCGCAAAAAGAUGACCCUGAUAGAUCUGGAGGAUGAAACCAUUGAUGCUGACCUGCUCAACUCACUUGCUGUCACUAUGGAUGACUUCCAAUGGGCACUUGGUCAGAGCAACCCAUCAGCUCUCAGAGAGACGGUUGCAGAGGUGCCUCAAGUCAACUGGGAGGACAUUGGAGGGCUGGAUGAGGUCAAAAGAGAACUUCAAGAGCUCGUUCAGUACCCAGUCGAGUAUCCUGACAAGUUCCUGAAGUUUGGGAUGACACCUUCUCGUGGAGUGUUAUUCUAUGGUCCUCCAGGCUGUGGGAAAACUCUCCUGGCGAAGGCUAUCGCCAAUGAGUGCCAAGCAAACUUUGUCUCCAUCAAAGGACCUGAGAUGCUUACUAUGUGGUUUGGAGAGUCAGAGGCCAAUGUCAGAGACGUGUUUGAUAAGGCCAGACAGGCAGCCCCCUGCAUCUUAUUUUUUGAUGAGUUAGACUCCAUCGCCAAGUCCAGAGGAGGUGGGGCAGGGGAUGCAGGUGGUGCAGCUGACAGAGUCAUCAAUCAGAUACUCACAGAGAUGGACGGCAUGUCCGACAAAAAGAAUGUUUUCAUCAUAGGUGCAACAAACAGACCAGACAUCAUAGAUCCAGCCAUCCUGCGGCCGGGUCGUCUGGACCAGCUCAUCUACAUCCCGCUGCCAGACGAACCCUCCCGCACAGCAAUUCUUAAAGCCAACCUACGCAAGUCACCUGUUGCAAAAGAUGUGGAUCUGGAAUUUCUGUCUGGCAUCACAGAUGGAUUUUCCGGAGCUGACCUGACAGAGAUCUGUCAGCGGGCUUGUAAGCUGGCCAUCCGAGAGGCCAUUGAGGCCGAGAUCAAGGCUGAGCGUCAGAGACAGAACAGACCAGGCAUCCCUAUGGAUGAGGACUUUGAUCCAGUCCCAGAGAUCAGGAAGGACCACUUUGAGGAGGCGAUGCGGUUUGCCCGCCGCUCUGUCAGUGACAAUGACAUCCGCAAAUAUGAGAUGUUUGCUCAAACUCUGCAGCAGAGCCGAGGUUUUGGAAACUUCAGGUUCCCCUCUGCUACUGGGACCCGGUCCGGAAGUCAGGGUUCAGGCUCUGGACAAGGAUCUGGGUCAGGGAGGCCGGAUCUGUACAGACAGGAGGGUGAUGAUGAUCUUUAUCAGUGACUAUGUGAACUGAUAAAAAAAUGAAACAUAAAAUCUAAUAAAAAUGUCAAAAUUUGUUUCAAAAGCUGAAAGUAAUUGAUCAAAAAAAUAAAUUUGAACCUGAAAACUCAGAAUUUGGCUUUCUCUCUGAUUAGUCUCCACUAUAAAAUAUGGAACAGAUUUCCACUUCUUUAUGUUAUACCCUGGCAUUUAAACAUUUGGGGUGCUAGGUCAAAGCUGUCUAAUUUGAACCAGGCCGUUUGAAGUUAGUGUGUUGUUCACGUUGUAUUCUGCCUCGUAGCUGCUAAGAUAGGCCCUAAGGCAAAAAUGUAGGCACUGUAACACUACUCUGUAGAGCUCUUCUUUGCAGGU